Molecule: messenger RNA, 2471 nt
Organism: Aquila chrysaetos chrysaetos
Lineage: Eukaryota; Metazoa; Chordata; Aves; Accipitriformes; Accipitridae
Gene: GNB1L
Product: G protein subunit beta 1 like
Exons: 7
Coding region: 1034-2020 (328 amino acids)
Molecular function (GO): protein binding
Source: RefSeq, a predicted model, not a curated record
GGACCCUCCUCACCUACCUUUGCUAUUCAAGUAACACACGUACCAGCAAGGUGAUAGUUGGCUGCAUGAGGAAGGGCCACAGUAUUCACAGGCAGCCGUGUUCUAAGGGUGUUUCUUGGGCAGAGGAUAGUUCAUAGUUUCACCACUAUGAAACCCAGUUGUCUGCAGCGGGUUACAGGCUGGAAACAUGGGAAUAUUUGGAAAGCUCAUACUGCAAGGGCUGCCUGCUGUAUUUUAAAGCUGGAGAUUGUAAAUGUAAUGCAAUAAACAAAAUUGUUUGCGUUACACUAUUAAUUUGAGGGAGUCUCUUAUUUCUCUGACUUCCUCUGCAGUUACAGCUAGUGACCCACUUUGAAAACACACCCGUGCACUAGAGCUACGCUAUACAACAUGGCAGAGUGUCACAAAAAUUUUGAGUGAGUGCAGGUAGGCACAGAAGUGCAGGCUAAAAAAGAGCUUUUGUAUGAAUGAAAAAGGAACAGCCUGGAAAGGGGGAAGAACAAUUUAUUCACAUCUUUCUCAACUUGUUCUUUGCUCUGAUUUUUCCUUUGGGAGGGUGGCACCUGGUAGACUAGGAAUUUUCAAAAAAUAACAGGGAUUUCAUAUAUCUGUUUGUGAGCACACCUGGAUGUGUUGAAUAUUUUGCAGUAGUAAUUAUGUCUGCACACCUGCUGGUUUCAGUCCAAAAUCAGUUUGCCAGACAUGCCUAGAGAGAUUUAUUUCUCCUAUACCUGAAAAAGCUCUUUUACCACUGAGGUUUUUACUACUCUAAAUAAGCCUAAAAAAAAAAAGCAGAGGAUUUUUUCUUGUCUUUGCUUGAGCCAUUGGUAUCUCAAACUGAACUGAAUUUGUAGGGGGAGGAGGGUGUUUGGAUGAUAUUUUAAUAGCAAUUUGUUUUUGCUUCAAUGUGUGAUAGAAAUACAAGUGACAGGAGUGGGAACAGGAGAGUUGCUGAAUUCUGCUGGAAUUUUUCCUGUGGGAAUCUGUUAAUGUUUUUAAUUCUCUGAGAGAUUUUUCCAAGUUCAUUGCUCGGAUGGCUCUGCCACCUCCGGAUCCACAGUUUGUUCUCAGAGGUACCAGUGCUGCAGUCCACACUCUGCAUUUUUCCUGUGGAGGCCAAGAACCUGGCGUCCCCACUCUUUUCUCUGGGUCUGAGAAUGGGUUUAUCCAUGUCUGGAACCUGAAAACACACAGAGUGGACACAGAACUGGAUGGCCAUGGAAGAAAAUCUGUCUACUGCGUGGAGACAAUUGGUAGUAAAAACAGGCUCCUCAGUCAGGGUCGUGACCAGAGGAUCUGCUUGUGGGAUUUAGCAGAGGGACGUACUUCGGUGACGGAUUCUGUCUUCACGGAGAAUGUGGGAUUCUGCAGAUGCUCUCUGUUAAAGGUGGCAGAGGGACGCUGGCUAGUGGCUAUGGCAGCCAAGGCCCUGGAGGAGGUUCAGGUUUUGGAGCUGCCAUCCAAGACGUCAGUCUGUACCUUGAAGCCAGAGGUGGGUGCCAAGCUGGGCAUGCCCAUGUGUCUGAAGUUAUGGCAGCUCAACUGUGGUUCACAACCUUUGCUUCUGGCUGGCUAUGAAGAUGGAUCAGUGGUCCUUUGGAAUCUGUCAAUGGGAAAAGUGUUGAGCCAACUUGUUUGCCACCAGGAGCCAGUGAUGAGCCUUGACUUUGACUCGGAGAAGGCCAAGGGGAUCUCAGGCUCAUCUGAAAAGGUGCUUAGCAUCUGGAGCCUCAAUGAGCAACAGAACCUCCAGGUUUACAAAACACACAAACUUGUCAACGCUGGCAUAGCUGAUAUCACCAUCCGUCCAGACAAGAAGAUUUUAGCAACAGCGGGGUGGGAUCAUCGCAUCAGGAUCUUUGGCUGGAAAAAACUGAAGCCCUUAGCAGUGCUGGACUACCACACAGCAACUGUCCAUUGUGUGUCCUUCUCAGAUCACAAAAACCCCAGUGAGAGACUGCUGGCAGCUGGCUCAAAAGAUCACCGCAUCAGUAUCUGGUCCAUAUAUACACAGACAUGACAUGUUCUGCACUGUCAUGGAGUAGGAAACCAACACUGGUGAAGCAAUGCUUUACACUGUAAUGUGGGGCAGUAGUAGAAUGUAUUUUCAGGCUGAAGUGAGAGUCCUAGGUUAAUUCUUAUACUGCUUGUUCAAGCUGCAAGUUUUGUUUUACAGAAAUGGAAGUGGAUUUUUAAAAUUCAUAACAAGCAGAGCGAGGCCAGUCACAAACAAAGACACAGAACAAGUCAUUUCUUUGAGUUCUGCUACAGGUUUUGCAACAGCUUUUCUUUGGCAGGUUGCUCAAAUAACUUGUGCCAAUAUCUUCUUUUGUAAAAAGGGACUGGAAUCCCUCAGACUGCAGUGGGGGCAGACUACAUCUGUUUGUAAGUCAUGUAUCCAAGAAUCUGAAUCAGUGUAAAAUAUCACUCUUUCUUGAAAAUGUAUACCCAUUAAACCACCUCCAGUGGUU